Messenger RNA from Gossypium arboreum, 827 nucleotides. RefSeq names its product actin-depolymerizing factor 5-like. Gene Ontology annotation, biological process: actin filament bundle assembly; actin filament depolymerization. Lineage: Eukaryota; Viridiplantae; Streptophyta; Magnoliopsida; Malvales; Malvaceae. Bases 94 to 525 code for a protein of 143 amino acids. Gene Ontology annotation, molecular function: actin filament binding. The transcript has 3 exons. The record is from RefSeq and is a predicted model, not a curated record. Gene Ontology annotation, cellular component: actin cytoskeleton; cytoplasm.
AGCCCCAUUGCAGCUUUCAAUUCUCAUCACCUUAGUUUUCAACUUUCAGCGACAAAAAAAAACACCAAAGAUCACUCAAACAACUCAUCAACAAUGGCUAUGGCUUUCAAGAUGGCUACGACCGGGAUGUGGGUCGCCGAUGAGUGCAAGAACUCAUUCAUGGAGAUGAAAUGGAAGAAAGUGCAUCGAUACAUAGUGUUCAAGAUCGACGAAAAAUCGAAGCUGGUGACCGUCGACAAGGUCGGCGGUGCCGGCGAAAGCUAUGAUGAUUUCGCAGCCUCGUUGCCCACCGAUGAUUGCCGAUAUGCAGUGUUCGAUUUCGAUUUCGUCACCGUUGAUAAUUGCCGGAAAAGCAAGAUCUUCUUCAUUGCAUGGUCCCCAACAGCAUCAAGGAUAAGAGCAAAAAUGUUGUAUGCAACAUCAAAAGAUGGGCUAAGGAGAGUGCUUGAUGGCAUCCACUAUGAAGUUCAAGCAACUGAUCCAACUGAGAUGGGGAUGGAUGUUAUUAAGCAUAAAGCUUAUUAGAACACUAAUUAUAAUACGGUGAAAAUUAAUUUUCUGGAGAUUCGACGUUCGUGAUUAUUUCUCUUAACAAUGUCGUGUCUUUGAGGUUUAAAUUUGAGUUUUUUUUUAAGAGUAUAAUGUAUCUUACAACUGCAAUCCUUGUUACUGUAUAAAUCAUGUUUAUCAACUUCUUACUUUUAAUCACUCGAUGUGCUUUUUUAAAAAAAUACUUUUUUGCCUAGAUUCUUUAACACCUUUUGUAAUCUAAUCCUCUAAUUUGUAAUAAUAUUUUGAUGUUGAAUGCGUGCUAAUUUGAGGACAAA